AUGAAAAAUAAAGGAACUCGUGAAGUGUUAAGAGUUUUACAAAAGUUUGUAGCAGAACAUAGCCCAAGUACUUUAACAUCAGACCAAGACAGUGCAUACCUCAGCAAUGAAAUCACAGAAUUUCUCAUUAAGCAUAACAUAACUCACUACACUACCGAAGACCAUAACCAUAACAUACUCGGCAUCAUAAACCGCUUCAUAAGGACUCUCAGAGAUUUAAAUCAAGAGCGAGACUUUACCGAAGAAACAAUGAAACAUUUUCUCGAAGUAUAUAAUUCCUCAACGCAUUCUACAACAGGACAUACACCAAAUUCAAUGACACAACAACAAGAAGAAAAGUAUAUACAAAAGAAACGAAGUCAAACACAAAAUAUCAGAAAUUCAACACAAGUUACCCUCAUUCCUGGAACAAAAGUUCGUGUAGUUCUUGACGACAAACCGUUGACAAAGAAACGUUUAAGGUUAAGUCGAAAUUAUUAUAUCGUAGACUCUACGCAAGGUAAUGUAUAUCUUAUAAAAGCUGCUGACGACUCCAUUGCAUUUUAUCCUCGACAUAAAUUAGUUGAAAGUAGUAAUGGCAAACUUGCUGAAACCAUUGACGAAGCAAAGCGAGGAGUGGUUAUUGAAAUACUUGGCUAUAACAUAAACGAUGACACUUAUAAAGUAAGAUAUGAAGGAGGCGUUGAAGAUGUUAUACCAUCUAAGAACUUGAGAGAAUCUAAACCAACUCAUCUGGGACCAUUAGAGCGGGAGUACUGGAAGGAUAAAAAUAAGCCAGAAAGAAUAAGAAAAUUCUUCUAA
Trichomonas vaginalis G3 is the source of this 801-nucleotide messenger RNA. Its product is annotated as integrase core domain containing protein family. The transcript has a single exon. Gene Ontology annotation, molecular function: nucleic acid binding. Gene Ontology annotation, biological process: DNA integration. The record is from RefSeq and is a predicted model, not a curated record. NCBI's taxonomy places the organism in Eukaryota, Parabasalia, Trichomonadida, Trichomonadidae. The coding region runs from base 1 to 801 and encodes 266 amino acids.